This is a messenger RNA of Talaromyces rugulosus, 1968 nucleotides long. RefSeq lists its product as uncharacterized. The transcript has a single exon. Bases 1 to 1968 code for a protein of 655 amino acids. Lineage: Eukaryota; Fungi; Ascomycota; Eurotiomycetes; Eurotiales; Trichocomaceae. The record is from RefSeq and is a predicted model, not a curated record.
AUGGCCAGGAAAUCUCCCCAAAAACCUGCUGCCGCUUACGUUGAAGAAUACGAUGACGACGCAGGAAGUGUUAUCCCUCACACUCGCCAAAGCGCUAAUAUUGCUGCGAAGCGAUCCAAGUCCGACUUUGGGCCAUUGGAACUUGUGCCAAUCGACUUUGCCAGCGACUCGGGCUAUUCAAGCCGUACUGCGGCGACCGGGAAUAGUAGCCAGUCUCGCGCAAGUGGAAAGCCUAGCCCUCUGGCUUUGAGUCUAGAUACCAAUCCCAGGAGCAAGACCGCCGACGCUGUCCGAACAAAAGAAAGCCGAAGGGACAGGGACAAGGGAAAACAACGGGACGAAAAGCGUGCGUCUGCUGAUAUGAUGUACAUGAACCCUCGGACCGUUGCUCCUCAUCAAAGAUCUCCUUCAAAGUCCAGACGUAGGGAAAGCGUCACAAUGCAACACCAGCCCCCGGAAGGUUAUUGGCCCUAUGGUAACAACGGAUAUCCCCCGGCCGCCAUGCCUGCGUAUCCUGUGCCUACUGUGGACCCUCGCCCCAUGGAUUACCACCAUUAUUACUCUCAGCCGCCUCCUCAGGCGAAUGAAAUACCUCCCCCUUCUCCCCAGGCUUCUCGAUACCCUUAUCCUUCUUAUGGACCAGAGAUGCAUGUGGCCCAGUCACCUAUCCGUCAGCGACGUCCAAGCCGCGUGUCAGCCUAUCACUUGGAUGAACGGCCUUUGAGUUACCAUGCAGGAAUGCCAGAAAACAUGUAUAACCCAGGUGCAUUGCCAGCUUCUUCUCCCUUUGAACAUUAUGGUCCUCCUCCUGCCACGUCUGCUUAUUAUACCCAACCCUCAACGCCACAACACCAAUACUUUGGCGAACCAGCCUCACCGUAUGACACGGUUUACGAAAAGUCUCGCACAUCUUCGGCGUCUCGACCGAGAGAGCAGCGUAGGCGGUCUUCGGUAUAUACGCGGCCCGUGAUUGAGCAACCUACUCCCAAGGCUUCCUAUGAAGACGGAGGCUACCUAGAACGCCAUGUUUCAAGAGAGCACCGGUCUUCUCGUCGACAAUCUGAGAGUCGAAGGCCUGAGAGUCGGCGGCCAGUCGAAAUCGACGGCUUGGACGAAGAUUACUACCGUAUGCCACCGCCUCCACCGCCGGUGCCCAAGCCCAAGGCCAAGAUUAUUCAGAAGCGACCGGAGCACCCUCCCAAGUCGAUGACCACAGGAAGUGUCCCUCCGACCGGUCGCCGCAUGUCUCACUCCAGAGACUCCUGGGAUCUGUCCGAGUUGAAAGAAGCGCUACCACACCAGCAGCUUCGCAAGAUCGUUGGCGGGCCGGAGCGCAGCCAAAGUAUGAAAGCUCCUCGAAGGAUGUCUUACAAUACUCCUGACGGCGCACGUCGGAUUGCUAUCGAAGACUCUCGUCGUCGACGUACUCUAUACUACGAUGACGAACCCGAACCCCGACCCGACUCGACGGUCGACAUGGAGCAACAGCAUCGAAAUGCUGAAGAAUACCAGGCUGCGAAAUCUGGCCGUACCGGCGUUCCUCUGACGGCAGAUGCCUUGAAACUGAAAACCCGAAUUGCUCAACAACGCCAGGAAAGCGACAGCGGCAGUCAGAAGAGUCGAUCUAACAGUAGCCGGGGAAGCGAUGCACGCACACGGGACGGUAGCGGAGUUGGUUCACAGUUUGAAAGUGACAACACCAUUUCUAUGAACCUGGGUGGAAUGAGUAUCAGUUUCAAUCCAGACACUGUUAGCGGCAAAACUAUCCACAUGCGGGCAGAUGACGAUGGUGCCUUUGGUCUCAAUAUUGAAGACCGUCGGCCCAAGAAGUACAUCAUGCCAGCGGGUUCGGAGUUUACUGCCCCUAUCAGCCGGAGAGAAAUCGAGGAUGGUCGACGGGCUCGAGAAGACAAACGGUCUGAUCGAGCUAGUCGACUGUCAAGUCGUUCCACCUUCAGUAGUCGUUAG